AUGGUCCUCUGGACCUAUUCUGCUUUGGACUUUGUCCUUGCAGCCUUUCCUCUGUUUGCUUCUACUCAGGACAUGUCUUGGGUAGCCAUUAUACAUAUCCGUAUCAAGACAAAACCUCCAUUGUCACAAGAUGGUCAAAGACAACAGGUGGAACACAAAGCUUUUGGCAAAAAUUUUCAGAAGCAUACAUCUUCCAUUCUAGAAGGAGAUGCAGCUGUGGUACAUGGAACAUGGACUGUGUCAAUAAAUUCUGUGAAUGCUGGCAUGGUCAUCUUCGGUCUAUUGGAUGAGAACUGGGAUGAUAUGCCAAGUGAGUGGGAAGUUGUAGCUGUGAUGCCUAACAUGAGCGAGUUCCAAGAUGAAUCCAAUAAUAUUGAAGAGAUGGACAUGCUGAUAGACCUGUUUUCAUCUAAUGAGCCAUCUGAGUCACUCUCAUCCUCAGAAGGUUCUGCGAGGAGCUCGUCAAUCAUAUACUUCAUAAGCUCCACAUAA
Messenger RNA from Suillus discolor, 492 nucleotides. RefSeq lists its product as uncharacterized. The record is from RefSeq and is a predicted model, not a curated record. The coding region runs from base 1 to 492 and encodes 163 amino acids. Lineage: Eukaryota; Fungi; Basidiomycota; Agaricomycetes; Boletales; Suillaceae. The transcript has 3 exons.